AUGGCUGAUAUUACUGAUAAGACAGCUGAACAAUUGGAAAACUUGAGUAUUCAAGAUGACCAAAAGCAAGCCGCCACUGGUUCAGAAAGCCAAUCUGUUGAAAACUCUUCUGCAUCAUUAUAUGUUGGUGACUUAGAGCCUUCUGUUUCCGAAGCCCACCUAUAUGAUAUCUUCUCUCCAAUCGGUUCAGUCUCCUCCAUCCGUGUCUGUCGUGAUGCCAUCACCAAGACUUCUUUGGGUUAUGCUUAUGUCAACUUUAACGAUCAUGAAGCCGGCAGAAAAGCAAUUGAGCAAUUGAACUACACUCCAAUCAAGGGUAGAUUAUGCCGUAUUAUGUGGUCUCAACGUGACCCAUCAUUGAGAAAGAAGGGAUCUGGUAACAUCUUUAUCAAGAACUUGCAUCCUGAUAUCGACAACAAGGCUUUGUAUGAUACUUUUUCUGUCUUUGGUGACAUCUUGUCCAGUAAGAUUGCCACCGACGAAAACGGAAAAUCCAAGGGUUUUGGGUUUGUUCACUUCGAAGAAGAAGGUGCUGCCAAGGAAGCUAUUGAUGCUUUGAAUGGUAUGCUAUUGAACGGUCAAGAAAUCUAUGUUGCUCCUCACUUGUCCAGAAAGGAACGCGACUCCCAAUUGGAAGAGACUAAGGCACACUACACUAACCUUUAUGUGAAAAACAUUAACUCUGAAACUACUGACGAACAAUUCCAAGAAUUGUUUGCCAAAUUUGGUCCAAUUGUUUCUGCCUCUUUGGAAAAAGAUGCUGAUGGAAAAUUGAAAGGUUUCGGGUUUGUUAACUACGAAAAACAUGAAGACGCUGUGAAAGCUGUUGAAACUUUGAAUGACUCUGAGUUAAAUGGUGAAAAGUUAUACGUCGGUCGUGCCCAAAAGAAGAACGAACGUAUGCAUGUUUUGAAGAAGCAAUACGAAGCCUACAGAUUGGAAAAGAUGGCUAAAUAUCAGGGUGUUAAUUUGUUUGUCAAAAACUUGGAUGACAGCGUUGAUGAUGAAAAAUUGGAAGAAGAAUUUGCCCCAUACGGUACCAUCACUUCUGCCAAGGUUAUGAGAACCGAAAACGGUAAGUCUAAGGGUUUUGGUUUCGUCUGUUUCUCCACUCCAGAGGAAGCUACUAAGGCCAUUACUGAAAAGAACCAACAAAUUGUUGCUGGCAAGCCAUUAUACGUUGCCAUUGCUCAAAGGAAGGACGUAAGACGUUCCCAAUUGGCUCAACAAAUCCAAGCCAGAAAUCAAAUGAGAUACCAGCAAGCUACUGCUGCCGCUGCCGCUGCCGCUGCCGGUAUGCCAGGUCAAUUCAUGCCUCCAAUGUUCUAUGGUGUCAUGCCACCAAGAGGUGUUCCAUUCAACGGUCCAAACCCACAACAAAUGAACCCAAUGGGCGGUAUGCCAAAGAACGGCAUGCCACCUCAAUUCAGAAAUGGCCCAGUUUACGGUGUUCCUCCACAAGGUGGUUUCCCAAGAAAUGCCAAUGAUAACAACCAAUUUUAUCAACAAAAGCAAAGACAAGCUUUGGGUGAACAAUUAUACAAGAAAGUUUCUGCUAAGACUUCAAAUGAAGAAGCAGCUGGUAAAAUUACUGGUAUGAUUUUGGAUUUGCCACCUCAAGAGGUCUUCCCAUUGUUGGAAAACGAUGAAUUGUUUGAACAACACUACAAAGAAGCUUCUGCUGCUUAUGAAUCUUUCAAGAAGGAGCAAGAACAACAAACUGAGCAAGCUUAA
Molecule: messenger RNA, 1734 nt
Organism: Saccharomyces paradoxus
Lineage: Eukaryota; Fungi; Ascomycota; Saccharomycetes; Saccharomycetales; Saccharomycetaceae
Gene: PAB1
Product: polyadenylate-binding protein
Exons: 1
Coding region: 1-1734 (577 amino acids)
Cellular component (GO): ribonucleoprotein complex
Molecular function (GO): RNA binding
Source: RefSeq, a predicted model, not a curated record